Messenger RNA from Cherax quadricarinatus, 1288 nucleotides. Lineage: Eukaryota; Metazoa; Arthropoda; Malacostraca; Decapoda; Parastacidae. The record is from RefSeq and is a predicted model, not a curated record.
UUAAUUGAUAAUGUCUCACUCAAGUUCAAGGUGCCUUUGUGUCCACAUGUGCUGGGAAAAUAGAGGGUUGCAAGUUGAUGUGAAGUGCUCCAUUUCUUUCAGGUGUAAGAAAAAUUGCAUCUUGCAUAGCAAAUAGUGCAGGUGCUGGCAACUGAGACACUCGUUGAAAAAUGGCUUGGACACAAAAACAAAUUCUUCUCGCCGUAUUGCUUGUCUUCACUGGCUCUAUUAAUACGUUGUCAACCAAAUGGGCAGAUGAAAUGACAGCCGUAAACAGCGAAGGUGAAGAUGUUCCUUUUAAUCAUCCGUACUUCCAAACUGAGGGCAUGUUUAUAGGAGAAAUGUUAUGUAUGUUGACUUUCUACAUUAUGGUUUGCUAUGCACGAAGGCAGCGGCAAGGACAAGUAGAAAUGACACCUUCUAAUGACCAAAAUCCUCGGUUUCCAAAGAAAAUAUUUUUUGUGCCAGCUAUGUGUGAUACAUUAGCUACAUCUACCAUGUAUUUGGGACUCACACUUACAUAUGCCAGUUCAUUUCAAAUGUUAAGAGGUGCAGUUAUUGUGUUCACCGGGCUUUUAUCAGUAGCCUUCUUGGGACGUAAAUUGAGAUACUAUCAGUGGAUUGGAAUUUGUGUUGUUAUUGUUGGUCUGGUGAUUGUGGGAAUCUCAGACUUUGUGGGAGGUAGCGAUACUGAGGGUUAUACCCUUAAUGGUAUUAUUACUGGGGACCUGCUGAUCAUCGCUGCUCAGGUUAUAACAGCCACACAGAUGGUAGUAGAGGAAAAGUUUGUGACAAAGCACAAUGUCCCUCCAUUGUUGGCUGUAGGCUGGGAAGGUGUCUUCGGCUUCAUUGUCAUGACUAUCCUGCUGGUGCCUUUUAACUGGAUUCCGGCUGGUAUAUUCAGCUCCAAUCCUCGCGGUGUGCUGGAGGACAUUCCUGAUGCAUUCAUUCAGUUGAAGAACAAUCCUGCUCUGAUUGGACCAAUAAUAGGUAAUAUUAUCAGUAUAGCCUUCUUUAACUUCGCUGGUGUCAGUGUCACCAAGGAACUGUCUGCUACCACCCGUAUGGUGCUCGACUCGGUACGCACACUGGUCAUAUGGGUGGUCUCUCUCAUUGUUAAAUGGCAAAAGUUCCAGUACCUCCAGCCAAUUGGUUUUGCUGUGCUAGUUAUUGGCAUGAUGCUGUACAAUGAUGUUGUAAUAUUACCAUUCCUGAGGAGCAGAGGAUGUAUCAGAGAUGACUUACCUGAAGAUACUGAGCCAGUUAUUGCAUCAAGUUCAUCAGGAAG